Molecule: messenger RNA, 5199 nt
Organism: Babesia bigemina
Lineage: Eukaryota; Apicomplexa; Aconoidasida; Piroplasmida; Babesiidae
Exons: 1
Coding region: 1-5199 (1732 amino acids)
Source: RefSeq, a predicted model, not a curated record
AUGGCGUUUUUGCUGGGGGUGCUUGGUGCGGUGAAAGAUGAUGAAAACGUCAAGCAUUAUUAUCCUGUAGAGAAAAUGACUGAAACACUCCAAAAAAUUAAAAACAGUAUGCACAAUCCUGGCGGAUUGUCUAAGGCCGUUAUGGCUGUGAGCACGGCGCUGGGGGAGUGGGAUGGAGAUUUGCAAAAGAAAAUAGAUAAAGUUGUGAAAGAAGAAGGUGAAGGCACGUUAAAAGCAUUAAAACGAAAAAUUGGUGAAAAUAUUGCGGCAGUUGAUAAGUUAAAGUCCCAGUCCCUAGACAGUGUAGUCUCCACCUUGGCCACGACGGUGUUUGAUGGGUUGGACGAUAAUGUUAAUGCAGUGAAAGAGGCCAUAAAAAAGCUUGAUGGGCCUCUGCAAAUGAAGGUUAUGAGUGACUUCGAGAAAAUUAAAAUGGAAAUAAAUCACGUCACGAAGAACGCAAAGGAAGACAAGUGGCGUAUGGAGAAGCUGUGCGAGAAUGUUAAUAAGGUGCUUGACAAACUGCGUCACGCUGUUCACAUGACAACUGAUAAUGAGAUAAGGCGUAUCAGUACAACAUUGGCUGACAAUAUGGAAAAUAUACAAGGACACAUCGGUAUCGUGGACGAAAUGUUGAAAAAAUACGUCGAACACCUGACGGUGUGGAUCAAGAAUGCGGAUCAGACUAUGAUCGAUGCGUUAGAGAGGGUUGAAAUAAUAUUACAGCAGGUGAAAGACACAGAAAAUGCACGAACCAAGAAGGAUAUACAAGAGGCGAUUAGGCAGUUGACGCUGAAGGCUCAAUCACUCUACCAUGCUGGUAGAGCUGCUGAUCGACUUGUUAAAGAACUGGUGCCUAAAGCUAACAUAAUGAUCACAGGUCUCGAAAAAGUUUACGUGAAUAAAUUAUGGAAGCUGAAAGAGGACGUGAAUUUCGCAGUCCAGGAUGUGAGAAAGAAAAUUGGAAUGCUUGGCCAUCAGUUAGGUGUGAAAACGGAAAGUGAUAAUAUCAAAGGGAUUAUGAAGCAUAUUGAAGAGGAGGUGAAGUUCAUUAAAGGAAAAAUUGGAGAACCAAUGAAAGUCCCAGAACUAGAUGAUGCAGAUGAUAGUAUAUAUAAGAAUUGGCAGAAGAUUAAACAUGAGGUUAAGCAGGUUGUUGACAGCAUGACUGGUGUGGAAGAUGGUGAAAUAACUGGAGCACUUAAAUUGAUUGCAAAAGGUGUCACAGAUUACGCCAAUGGUUUUGGAGAAGAAGGAUUCAGCAGUAACGUAUUGACUGAGUGGAUUGGAGAUAUAUUAAAAGAUAAAGAUGAGAGCAUUGUGACUUACAAGAUAAACCAGUAUGUGAGACUUCACAAAAACGUUAGCCAGAUGACAGACAAGGAUGAUGAGGCGGUGAAGGAUGCAAUAAAGAAACACCUCCCAUCGCAUAUUUACACAGAAAUACAGGAAGCUGCCGUAACGCAUCUUAAUAGAUCAACGGUGGGUAAUAUUGCCGAUCGAUUUCAGGAAUUUGCCGACCAUGUUGAACUUCAACUUAAGAACCAUCUAAAUUUUUCACUUGGAAGGGCAGCUCAACAAAUAGAAGAGCAGUUGGGUUUGACAAAAGCGAAGCAUAAAUAUAGACACAAUAUCGAGAUUAUUAUUAGAGCUAUCGUGAAGUCCUUAUUGAACAACUUCAAGCAGGUUGCAUUAGAGCUUAAGCGGUUUGCUAAAACGUCACUAAUUAAUCGAAUAGAAAGUGCAAUACCAGAUGUUGAAGAUCUUGGCAAACAACUUAUAUCAGGCAAUCCCGGCGAAAAAGUUGAUAAGGCAUUGGAAGCCGUUAAGCCUAAGAUUGAGACACUGCAACACCAACUUGAGAAAGCAACACAGCCUAAUUCCCUCGGCGAUGAUAGCGACAAUGCUGCAGCCGCGAUAGAUGUAGCGAUUCACAAUGUUACGAAACAUCCAUUUGAAGGUAUAGUGGCGAGUGGAGACGGUAGACUAUUAAAUGACAUCAAUGGACGCCUCGACGCGUACAUCGCCCUCAAUGAUACCAUGGGAGUAUUGAGAACGCAAACGAUUACCGCAUUAUCGCAAAUUGAUAAUGCACAUAAUGACGUUCUAAAACUCUUUAAAGAUGUUACAUCUAAUAUUGCAAAAUUGUGCGCCACCAUUGAGAAAGCAUCCGAUGAACAACCAGGCGGACUGAAGAAAAUGUUAGGUGAUUUCAGAAAGGAGCGCAUCGCCAUGGUUAAUAACAGAUCAGGUCUUCAAAAGAUAAAAACCGAUCUCGACACCCUCCAAAAAGAUCAACUCAGAAAAUUAGAUACAGCCGUCACAAAUGUACUUCAUUCCACUCUCCCUGAAGCCGUCGAAAAUUGCAGAGAAGCCAUACAAGAAAAUAUCAGAGAAGAAGUUGAGAAGGCCAAGAGAGACAUAAAACAAGACGCACUUAAGCGCUAUGUCAAGUCAAAAAUCAAUGAUCUUAAAGCACUAGGAACGUUUGUGGAGCAGCGGCGUGCAUUAAUGGCGAAAACCAUAGACAACGAUUUGAAAAGUGGUAUCAAAGGUUUUUUUAAGAAUCUCAACGCGGACAUUGGCGAGUUCAAUAACUUGAAUGCGGAUUCCGAGUUGCCGGACGGAGCGUCAUACGCGAAAACAUUCUUUCAACUGUUGUCAUCAAACAUCUCAAGCCAACCGGAUAUGAUGUCUUUCACAACUAUAGUUGAUGCGAUACAUUCCCCGGUGGAUCAGUUGCUCUCCGGUCUCGAAUCUUCGGAGCACUUCGACAGCACAUUCACAAACAACCUUGACACGCUUGAAAAUGCCAUACAGUCUCUGGUGCCCACUGGCUUCUCCGGGCCACUUAGUCCGCUAAUUGAUGUUCUGAAGGAAGGCAUCACGGCAUUCGUCAAGCAGCUGAACAUGGCUUACGUCAGCAGGUAUUCGGGGACAAGUAUUCAGUGGAAUGAAACUGAAAAUUACAAAAGAUUAACCGCCGACGCAACCAACUGCGCCAAAGCCUUCCUCACCUUGAUACCAGUAAUGUGUCACGACGUGUCUGACUUGCGAUCCAAAUGCGUUGUGUCUUGGAGUGAAUUGAAAACUAAUUUGCGUGGUAAAAACAAUCCUCUCGGAGCGUGCUUGCAAGACGCGGGGUAUAAAGUCUCCGAAUCGGAAGCUGUACACAACGGGGUGUUGCGUAAUACGAUUAGCGGCCAGACCGUUAACGAAAAACUGAAACGGAAGACUACUGACGCAGAGAAAUUGGAGCAGUUAAAAGCAUGGAAAACAUCUAACAACAGACACGGUGACGGAGUAACGCUGCUCGACUUAUUCGAUUACCUACACGAUUGCCUUAGAUGGUACUACGAAGUAUGUCACCUGGGCACUCUCAGUUCCAAGAAACAUCCACGCAGUAUAUACGACAUGCUUCAAUGGCUCUCCGGUCUGUCGUACGAUCCAGUGCACCAGGAACUGGCGCUCAAUGGGUUCAGUGACCUGUUUGAAAAGCCAGAGAAAGACGAGUCGGAUGCUGAGUUGUCUCUAUCGGAUAAGGACCCGGACACGUUGGAGGCCUACCCAGAAAAUGUCACGGCUACAAAGCUGUCGAAUAGCCUUCGCGAUGUUUGCGCGUAUUCGGAGACUGUACUUGUCGCCAUCCAGGGUUAUGGACACGCAGGCGGGCGGUAUGCUUGCGAUUUUAACAGCAACGCGGACAGUUUCGUAUAUCCCGCGGACCCUGCGAAAUGUUUGGAAAUUCUUGCGGAUGUGUUGACUCGGGUGUACGAGCAGCUGUGUUUCCUAUUAGUUCAGUGUUCACGUGAGUACGAGGCUAACAGCUGGCGUGAUUGCUAUUAUGGACGUGGCGUGGGAGGCUCGUCAUGGACCUGCAACACAAAGCAAUGUGGCAACCAAAUUGGCGAUCAAACUUGCAACCAAAGUGCUGACCAAAUGGCCAACCAAAACGGUGAUCAAAAAGACGACCAACAACCUAAGUGCGGACUUAAGUCACCCCUCCAGUCAUUCCUUGAAGACGGAUUGCCAGGCUUUAUACCACAUACAUUCGACAAGGUUGGUUGUAAAUUGGAAUGCACCGUGUCCAAGCAUCGGGGAUUGCCGUGUAAAACGCCCAUGGGCUUCAAUGAUAUUAGCAAUGUAGCAUCGCAUACUAAGCAAGGCGCACACCUCACCAAAGUACUCUACGACUUUUGUGGUCACAUGGAUAGCCCACUUGUCAAGCUUUGCGGUAAUUUAGUUUGUCUGCUAAAUAGGCCUCCUCAAACGCUAUCCGAUAUGUACGCAUUCUACUACAAUUUACUCCACGAUUGGAAUGGCAAAUCUAGAGGUGCGAUAGACGUCAGGAAGCAUAAGAUGACCGCAUUUAAUGACGCCGUAACAAGGGCCAACUUCGGCGUACCUUAUCCGGAACUCAACGUCAACUCAAUCAUUACCGACCAUAAGUCCAAUAAUCAUACCACUGGAGAUCUGUUGUGUCUCUACAGCUGCAACAGUACGUCGUCGUUGACGGCAACCUGCGGUCGAUACCUACAACCUUUCGGUAUGAACACGUGGACAGUGUUUUCAGAAAAACACGCCGAUAAAUACCUCUCCUGGAUCGUCUACAUCACCGAGGUGUUCUAUAAUUUGCUCGAACAGCUGCUAAAAGAGUGCUGCCAAAAUUGCACGUCAUCGCAAUCCAGGUGCAAUGGUAAAGUCUGCCCUAAAACAUGUCCAGUCAAAUACACAAGUGACGGAACAAAGUCGCAAUCCGUAUCAACUAUUCAUCACACCAAGGACUGCAAAUCCAUUGCUUACUGCCCCUCAACACGUCCCACCUUAUGCAAGUACGGCUUCGUUUUCAAGAGUUUAUCGAACAUGAGCGGCAAUAGUGGAGAAUCAACGAAGCGCACCUGCAAAGAUUUAUGUCACGCAUUGCAAAAUGUUCUACUUAAAGGAAAAGUACUCGGCGAAUUCACCCAUGUCACAAUUCCAGAAUUUCUGUGGAACAUCAGACAAAAAUUCUUUUGGAUGACCGUCGCCCUUUGGCUCCUCUCCUUGUUGUACCUCAUCCACAUCAUGGUCAUCCGCCUAGACCUCCUCCACAUCAAAUCGCAUCUACAUAGUCCCUCGAGUCAUAGGAUAGCUGCUCAAUCGCUGCUCGCCGCCGCACGUGUUAACAAGCUUAACAGGGUGUUUUAUCUACAACCAUAA